This is a messenger RNA of Hordeum vulgare subsp. vulgare (domesticated barley), 1489 nucleotides long. Its product is annotated as ankyrin-1-like. The coding region runs from base 1 to 1278 and encodes 425 amino acids. The transcript is spliced from 11 exons. The record is from RefSeq and is a predicted model, not a curated record. NCBI's taxonomy places the organism in Eukaryota, Viridiplantae, Streptophyta, Magnoliopsida, Poales, Poaceae. Gene Ontology annotation, molecular function: protein binding.
AUGGUCUCCUCCUCUUCCAACGUCCUUGUCGAGAACCGCAUCGCCCUCCAAGCUGCCCGUGACGGCGACCUCUGCGCCCUCAAGGAAAUGGCAGAGCGGAUGGAUUUGCGGGGAGCCAAGGACGUGGAAGGGGCUAACGCGCUGCAUCGAGCUGCAGACAAGGGUUGCCUGGAGUGCUGCAAGUUCUUGAUAGAGGAAGUAGGGCUUGGUGUCAACUCAGCAACCACUACAGGUAAAACACCUUUGAGCUAUGCUCUAUACGCCGGGAACGCACGGCUUAUGAAGUACCUUAUCGAUCAUGGUGCUAACCCGAAAAAGGCGGAUGCCCAAGGCUUGACGAUGCUGCACAUUGCAGCCGGGAGAGGGCUAUGUGAGCCUUUAGAGCUGUUGCUGUCCCAAGGAAUUCCUGUAGACAUUAUGCUCGUGGUUUAUGUUGGGACGCCAUUGCACGUGGCUGCUUCGAGGGGCCAGCAUCAGGCCAUAAAGAUUCUGCUGGAGCAUGGUGCUGAUCCCAAUAUUCUUAUGGAUGAUAACGUAUCACCACUCAUGCUGGCAUGCUGUGAGAAGUCCAUCAAAUGCAUGAGGCUACUGAUUGAGGCUGGUGCUGAUGCCAACAGUAACUCUUACCGCGGCCCGGCUCCUCUUACACACGCAGUGGAAGCUGGCUGGACAGAUAUUGUCAAGUUCUUGCUUGAUGCUGGGGCAGAUCCUAAUAUUCCUGCCGAGGGUGGGGAUAUUCCAAUCAAUUUAGCAGCAAAGUGUGGUCGACGUGACCUUGUUGAAAUUCUGUUUUCCAAGACAAAACAAGUUCCAUCUCUGCCAUAUUGGACUGUUGAUGGGAUAAUUAGAACGAUGGAAUCUCCACUUAUCAGGUGUCAGGAUCCUGUUCCUGGGGAAGGAAACAUAACUGCUUUGAAGUCACACGGGAGGGCUGCAUUUGCAAACAAGGACUACCAUGCCGCACUAUACUUCUUUGGACGGGUGAUUGAGAUAGACUCAUCUGAUGCCACCAUGUUUUCUAACCGGAGCGCUUGCUGGCUGCGGAUGAGGGAAUUGGAGAGCGCCUUGUCAGAUGCUCAACAUUGCAGAAAGCUUCAGCCUGAUUGGUGCAAGGGAUGGUUCCGUGAGGGUACUGCUUUGACAUUCAUGGAGGAUUACCAAGGAGCAGCUGAUGCAUUCCGGGAAGCACUGAAAUGUGAACCUGAGAGCGAUGAGAUCAAGAGAGCUAUAGGGGAAGCCAUGGAGUCUGCUGCUCGCUCUGGAGAUAAGAACCCUUGAGCUGGCAUAUAAGCUUGUAUUAGUAAGAGGGAAUUCAGCCCGCCUAUCCUACCUAUGAUGUGAUCAUAUGUCUCUACUGUCCUACUAGACCGCGUGUUACGUGGUUUGCUACUAGACAGCUUGUUUGUGUUUUCGAAGUUGCUGAACUUAGCUUCAGCAAUCUGGAAUUUAUUUUGGGCGACAGAACCUUUGAAAUGUGUGGCAGCUAGCA